Messenger RNA from Pistacia vera, 2652 nucleotides. Its product is annotated as G-type lectin S-receptor-like serine/threonine-protein kinase SD2-5. The transcript has a single exon. The record is from RefSeq and is a predicted model, not a curated record. Gene Ontology annotation, biological process: recognition of pollen; protein phosphorylation. Gene Ontology annotation, molecular function: ATP binding; protein serine/threonine kinase activity. NCBI's taxonomy places the organism in Eukaryota, Viridiplantae, Streptophyta, Magnoliopsida, Sapindales, Anacardiaceae. Bases 91 to 2580 code for a protein of 829 amino acids.
UCUUAAAGGAUCACAACAUCAAACACGGUUUAGUUUACCGAUCCAUCGGCAGUUUAAUCUCAGCUUCGUAGCCUUAAUUUGGCACUACCAAUGGGUCUGAUUUUUAGCAUAUUAUGGAUAUCAGCUAUGUUUCUUUUCCCAUUUUGUUUUUUUUUAAAUUCCAUCCAAGGUCAAUAUGUUCAAAUGCUUAAGAACACUAACAUUUCGUGGCCAAUUGAUGCGAGUGGAUGUAAUCCUUCUAUUAUGUUACUGUUUCACUCCAUGGUUAAUACAAGUCUCUCUGGAAAAUGGUCGUUUGCUUGCGGCUUUAGAUCCUCCUCUGACCCUGACUGUAACACUUAUCUUUUUGGUAUUUUUGCCUUGAAUGAGGAGAGCACUCCUCCAAAAUUAGUCUGGUCUUCCAACCGAAACAAGCCGGUUAGAAACAAAGCAACUUUGCUGCUAAGCCGAGAUGGAGAUUUGAUGUUACAGGAUUUUGAUGGUACUUUGGUUUGGUCUACUAAUACAAAGGGCAGAUCAGUCGCUGGGUUAAAGUUGACAGAAUCAGGGAAUCUUGUGCUCUUUGACACAAACAACUCCAUUGUUUGGCAAUCUUUUGAUCAUCCAACUGACACUUUACUUAUUGGACAGAAGUUAUAUUCUAAUUCCAGCCAAAAGCUAACAGCAAGUACUUCACAAACUAACUACUCCGAAGGAGGUUUGUAUUCGCUUUUUUUUACGAUUAUCGGUCUCUCUGCUUUUAUGGAAUCAGUUUACCCUUAUACGGCAAUUGAAAGCGAGGCACUCUAUGACAUGCAACCCUAUGUCAUUCUUUUGAAUGGGAGCUUAGUUCUGUUCAGUUAUCUCUCUGGAGAGCCGGUUCGUAUUAUUUCACUUCCCAACACAACUCCAUUGCAACAUGUCACGUUGGAUUAUGACGGGCAUUUUAGAGCUUAUGAUUUAGUAGAGGACAAUUGGCGAAGUGUUGCUGAUAUUUUUAUAAUGGAUAGUUGUGAUUAUCCUUUGGUUUGCGGAAGAUAUGGACUUUGCUCGAAAUCGGGUGAGGACGAUCCCGCAUGCACUUGUCCCCAACCAGAUGAUACAAAAUUAAGCUAUUUUAGGCCGAUUGAUGACAGACAUCCCAAUCGUGGCUGUUCUGAAGUUAAUUCCUUGUCCUGUGACAAAUUUAAAUAUCAAAAAAUGGUGGAGCUGAAGAAUGUCAGUCAUUUGAAAGGGCUGGUUCACACUGAAAAUACAGAUGUCGAGAGUUGCAAACUAGAUUGUUUAAAAAACUGUUCUUGCAAAGCUGCGAUGCUUGAUUCAGUCGGGACUUGUUAUUUGGAAUCACAAAUUUUUUCACUCAAAAAUGUUGAGCCAGGUAAGGAAGCAGACACCUUCCGCUUCUUUUUAAAAGUUCAGAAUGACUCAAAUGUAUUGAUGGAUAUCGAAGGGAAAAAAGGGAAGCGAGUAACCAUAUUAGGAUGGAGCCUAGGCGUAUUCUCUGGUCUUCUUCUUAUCAUUGGCAUCAUCUACAUUGCUUUUUCAGCGAAGAAAAAAGAUGGUGAUGACUUAGAGGAAGAAUACUUAAAGGAGGUACCAGGGAUGCCCAAGCGAUACUCCUAUGAAGACUUGAUAACAACGACUGAUAAUUUCAGCAAGAAACUCGGUCAAGGAGGAUUUGGAUCUGUAUUCGAAGGGACUCUUAACGAUGGCACCAUGGUUGCAGUGAAGUGUCUUGAGGGCCUGAGCCAAAUCAAAGAGUCAUUUUUAUCCGAGGUUAAAACCAUUGGUAGUAUCCACCAUGUCAACUUGGUAAGAUUAAUUGGAUAUUCCACCAACAGGUCUCAUAGGCUUCUGGUUUAUGAAGCUAUGUGUAAUGGUUCAUUAGACAAAUGGAUCUUCCAUAUAAACCAACGCUCUGCUCUUGACUGGCGAACCAGAAGAAUGAUCAUUCUAGACAUAGCCAAGGGAUUGGCGUAUCUUCAUGAAGGGUGUAGGCAAAAAAUAUUUCACUUAGAUAUCAAACCUCAAAACAUUCUUCUGGAUGAAAAUUUUCAUGCAAAAGUUUCCGAUUUUGGUCUCUCAAAGCUAAUUGACAGGGACCAAAGUCACGUUGUAACAAGAAUGAAAGGAACACCAGGUUAUUUGGCUCCUGAAUGGCUCAGCUCAGUUAUCACUGAGAAAGUAGAUGUUUAUAGCUUUGGGGUUGUGGUCUUAGAAAUCUUAUGUGGUAGAAAGAACUUGGAUCGAUCUCAACCAGAGGAGGAUAUGCAUUUAUUAAGUGUACUUAAGAGAAAGGCAGAAGAGGAUCAGCUUUUGGAUAUGAUUGAUAAGAAAAGUGAGGAUAUGAUUUCAAAUGGAGCAGAAGUGUUGGAAAUGAUGAAGGUUGCUGCAUGGUGUUUGCAAAGCGAAUUUUCUAAGAGGCCUUCUAUGUCAGUGGUGGUAAAGUUGUUGGAAGGUGCGGUAGAUGUUGAAGCAAAUUUAGAAUAUGACUUUUCAGUUCCUGCUACGGCUAGAGCAAGUGUGAUUCCAGGGCCAAAGAAUGGUGCAGCUGAUGUUGCUACACCAAUGCUGCCAUCGACAUUGUCAGGGCCAAGGUGAAUGCAUAAAACCUCCCCAAUGUAAUUUUCAUGGUGUGUUAUAAUGCAGUUGUAAUUCAUUGUAGUUGCAAUC